GGGAGUCCCCGGGCCAGAAGGCUGAGAAUUGGUUUACUCUUGUCUCAUUGUGUCGUCUCCCAUUCCCUGGUAUCCCGAAACGCGAAGGGAAGCCUCGGUGCCUGCUGGGGAAUGGAUUCUGAAAGGGCGUUUGGAUAUCACUGAAUCCUCUUCUCUCGUAGGCAGGGAAUUUGAGGCUCGCUCUCACAUUCCCUAGCAGCCGCUGCCUGAUCCCGGGGCAGUGCAGACGGGCGGCAGUAGUAGUGGCGUCUCACGUUUUCCCGAACGGUGCCGCGGGAAGGUGACUUUGUGAUGAGGGAAAGCGGUGUCUUUUUGACACGUGGAGCAUGUGGAGGCGCCAUCCUGACCCAGAUACCGGGGCUUUUAAUUAUUUUAAAAUUUUCAAUUACAUCAGCCAAACUGCGCUUUGGCGUUUCGCGUCCUUUCCUUGGGCUAGUUAAACGGCCCUCCACAGGUUGUACGUGGUGAGUGGCAGACACAGUUGAGCCCUGCCUCCACCUUUUGGGAGCCCUUGGAGUGUGGAGGGGGACCAGCAUGUUAAGUGUCUGGAUGUCAAGAUCGGAGAACUGCUGGGUUUCAGAAGAGGGAAAUUUUCGUUUGGCCCACGUCACAGCAGAUUCUGUGGAAAAGGGGGAGGCUACAGAUAUUAAAGGGUGACAAUGAAGAACAGGAAAAAUUACUGAAGAAAAGCUGUACAUUGUAUGUUGGAAAUCUUUCCUUUUAUACAACUGAAGAACAAAUCUAUGAACUCUUCAGCAAAAGUGGUGACAUAAAGAAAAUCAUCAUGGGCCUGGAUAAAAUGAAGAAAACAGCAUGUGGGUUCUGCUUUGUGGAGUACUAUUUAAGAGCAGAUGCAGAAAAUGCCAUGCGGUACAUAAAUGGAACUCGUCUGGAUGACCGGAUCAUUCGCACAGACUGGGACGCAGGCUUUAAGGAGGGCAGGCAGUAUGGCCGUGGGCGUUCUGGGGGCCAGGUACGAGACGAGUAUCGUCAGGACUACGAUGCUGGGAGAGGAGGUUAUGGAAAACUGGCCCAAAACCCGUGAGUGGUGAGAGCCCUGUCAUGAAAAACUCACUCCUUUGGCCUGUUGAAUUUGAUGUGCAUUCCCAAGGUCUGCGAACCUGCCUGUUUUUACCAAGCUUUAUUUAAUAUGUCUCUGCUGAGCUGGAAGGCUCUUCAUGGUUUUCCACUUAAAAAAAUGAUUAAAGGACAGAAUCCAAAAGAAUGCCUUUAAUUCUGUAGUCUUAGCAUCUUGGUUGUGUGUCAGAUUACCAGAAUGAUUUCUGUUACCAGGUCAAAAAUUGUGUUCCUUAGCAACAGCCUUCAUGUAUAAUGUUGCUCUAUCAGCCAAAACACACUUCUUUUAGGAAGAUUGGGAAAAAAAUUUUUAAGUGUUUACCAUGUUUGUAUCUAAGUAGGUUCAUGGUCUAUCGUGGGGCCUGGAAUUACUAUUAUUUUUAAAAUUUUAAGUUUGCAUGAGAUAAAGUUUAAUAAGUGGAGUUUUGCCAUGUAAUGUAGCUUUACUCUAAAUUAGGAAUAGAUUUUGAUAACUGAAUUUUUUUCUAUGUUGAAUUUUAAUCUCUAAAGGCAAACUUAAGAGUCAAGGGAACUUCCUAAAUAGUUGGUAAGCCUUAGACAGUCGCAGGGGACACCACUUCUUAUGUGCUUUAUAUAUCAGGAAAUUAGGUCAGGACUUGAAGGGUAUUUACUAAACACAUUUUUCAAAAUAUGUUUUAGUUAAUGCUAAAAAAAACACAAGGGUCUGUAUUAGAGGGAACCUCAACUACUCUAAGGGCAGGGGGGGAUGCUGUCAGUAGGAAAUGGGGAGGAAAUAUCAGGAGAUGUGAGUUAAAUCAGUGCCUUGACAUGAAGAAGGUUGCUAUGAGAGCCAGCAGAUCUAUUUUUUUCAUUUUCAAACUGAUCUUGGGAAUUGAGUGGGGUUGUUUGUUUUGUUUUUUAAAAAAGAGCUUAAAGAUCAAGAGAGAAUGCCUAACAAAAAAUCAGAAAUGCUUCCCUCGGGAAAUGUUUUGGCUCGUUCUCAUACUGAAGUCUGUUUUGUUUUUUUCCCUAACUAACUGUGGUGAGUUUCAGAGCCUGGGUAGUGAGCUGGUGGUCUCUACAGAGAAGGGAGUCUGGAGGAUUUGUUUUGCAUUUGUAAGGCAAGAGAGAAUUUCUCUAAUAUUAUGUGAACUAUUGCUCAUUUUACACUGGUAGUCUAAUAUAAUUUUCCCUGAUGUAAGUGAUAUUUUUUCAUCUAGCAACAAAGUAUCUCCUAAUUAAUUUCCAGUAGUUUGUGAAGUUGGGGCUGAAGUAUCUCAAUUGAACAUCUUUCAUGUUACAGUAAGUGUAUGUUUUCUCAAAUUUAAACUGGCUAUUUGAACUUUAAAAGAUAGCUCUAAAUUAGUUGUAUUUAGGAAGACAUUUGCAAAUAUCUAAUUUAAUGAGGACAUACAAUUCAUUAUUAAAAUCUUUGUACACUGUAGUUUGAAUUAAUGUAUUUUGUAUUUUGCAGUAAAACAUAACUCAGAUUUCUAUAGGCGUUAAAACCACAGUGGUUCC
Molecule: messenger RNA, 2559 nt
Organism: Mesoplodon densirostris (Blainville's beaked whale)
Lineage: Eukaryota; Metazoa; Chordata; Mammalia; Artiodactyla; Ziphiidae
Gene: NCBP2
Product: nuclear cap binding protein subunit 2
Exons: 4
Coding region: 785-1045 (86 amino acids)
Biological process (GO): mRNA cis splicing, via spliceosome
Cellular component (GO): nuclear cap binding complex
Molecular function (GO): RNA cap binding
Source: RefSeq, a predicted model, not a curated record